AUGAAACCUGAUAUAGAAAUUCAAGAGGAGAAAUAGAGAUUACUUAAAGGAUUCGUUGAAAGAUUUAGAGAAAAAUGUGAAAAUGAUUAAUUAUUAAGGAGAUGUUACUCUUAUCUUGAAUUUCGAAUAGAUGUAAUACUAAUUUAUUUUGAUAUUUAUAGGAAGAUAUAAACAAAUCAAAAGAUCAACUUACUAAAAAGUUAAGUCUGGAUUUAAAAGAUGAAAUAGAAAUAUCUUUAAGAUCGACAAUGAUUGAUAAAAUAGAAUUAAUGAAUAGAUUUUCAACUCAUUUUAAAUAAUAAUUAUUGUAUGAAAUAGAAUAAGUGUAAUUUAAUCCUGAAGAUAACAUAAUAAUAGUAUAAAUAUUAUAGUAUGAAAAAGGAACAUUAAAUAGAUGAUUUAGGAUUAUUCUAUAUUUUAAAAGGCUAAGUAAAAGUCUAAUUUUAAGGAUCUUCUUUUGGUAAAAAUAAAAGAGAAGUAACAACAUUAUCAGAAGGACAAACAUUUGGGUAAUAUUCUUUUAUCACAGGAAUCCCUUUAAAUAUCAGUAUUUUUAGUUAAGGAUCAACUACAUUAAUGAAAUUAAAGAGAUCCAAUUUCAUAUCCAUAAUAUCAAAUUAUCCUAAUGAUAAUGAAAUAUUUUGCACAAUGAAGGAUAAUGCAUCUUACAAUCAAAAAAUAUUUGAAUGUUACUAUUGUUAAAUUAAUGGAAACUAUAUUAUUGAAUGCAACCAUAUUCAGUAUUUUCCAUAGAGAUUAAAUACAAUAGAGAAAUACUUAUAUACACAAAAAUAAUUUAGAAAAAAAUGGACUAGAAGAUAUCGCAAAUCAUUUGCUUGGUAAGAUCUAAGUUUAAAUUAAGAGAAGGCCAAAUAAUACAUUAAUAAAUAAAGUUAAGAAUAGAUGUCUGAUGAAUUACCAGAUAUUUCAUAAUUACCAUAUUCUGAGAGUAAAUGCUUUUAACAUAUUUUAGAUUAAACAUAUUAGUCCGUAAGUUUUAAUAGUAACUCUUUGGGUUAAAAAAAUUAGAAUCCUGAAUAAUAUUAAACAUUCAGUAAUGUAGAGAGUUUUGAAGAAAUUAAUAUACAAUAAGAAUUUUAGGAUGAUUAAACCAUACCCUUUUAAGAAGCCUAAGUUAAAAAUAUUCGUUAAAAUUCAAAAAAGACAACGAAUUUUUUGAAAAAUUCAUCACUUUUGGAAAAGGACGAAAUUGUAAAUUAAUUUGAACAUUAAAUGAACAAAGAAAAAACUAUUUUAUAUCAAACUGCAAGAAAUUAUAAUGGAAAUAAAAUGACUUUUCAAUAUUAAAAAGAAUAAUUGCAAUCAAUUCAUAGAGAGGAAUUAAAUAAAACAGAUGCUUAAUAAUAACAAUAAUCAUUAGCAAUUUAUUAAUAGUAAUAGCCAUCUAAUCUCAAAUAACCAAUUAGGUAAAUUUCUGAAAGAUCUUACACUUAAUCUAAUUCAAUUUCCAAAGAUAUUUCGAAUAAUCCAUCCUCAAGAUAAAAUAAAUCAUAAAGAAAAUCUAGAUAAUCUAGUUAAGAUAGAGUAAUGGAAAAAUCAGAUACAAGAAAAUUGAUUAGCUCAAGGUCUUUGACAGAAUAAAAUAGACUCAAUAAUAAUAAAAGCUUAAAGUCUGGUACAAAGAGCACUCCAAUUUAAAUGUCUUAGUUUCAAGCUAUAACAAGUCCAGAAGUAAAUGAAAUUCAUAAUAUUAGAAUUAAGGAUAUUAUUUGGUUGAUAUAAUUUUUAAUAAGUUCGAAAAAAUGUGUGAAUUCAAGACUUACAAUCCUCAUAAUAAUUAUAAUCAAGUAAUAAAUAGAUAUACAAAAUAUAUUGAAUCAUUGAGAUGCAACCAUUUUAAUAGGAAGAAGCAUUUAUAAACUUCUCCCUAUUCUAUAAGAUGUUUUGUAGGAUCGAAAAUUAGGAAAAUUAAAAAGUUACUUUGA
Messenger RNA from Paramecium sonneborni, 1946 nucleotides. NCBI's taxonomy places the organism in Eukaryota, Ciliophora, Oligohymenophorea, Peniculida, Parameciidae. The record is from the annotation of a GenBank genome assembly.